Myripristis murdjan (pinecone soldierfish) is the source of this 1537-nucleotide messenger RNA. RefSeq names its product keratin, type II cytoskeletal 8-like. Lineage: Eukaryota; Metazoa; Chordata; Actinopteri; Holocentriformes; Holocentridae. The record is from RefSeq and is a predicted model, not a curated record. Gene Ontology annotation, biological process: intermediate filament organization; keratinization. Bases 88 to 1359 code for a protein of 423 amino acids. The transcript is spliced from 9 exons. Gene Ontology annotation, molecular function: structural constituent of skin epidermis. Gene Ontology annotation, cellular component: keratin filament.
AGGAUCCUGAUAAGAGAAGCACAACAGAGCUCAGCCACUCCAACCUCUCCAUCCAUCACAGCAGUAACACUUCCACUCGCCGCUACCAUGAGUCUGAGGAACAAGCGUAGCAGUCGCCCAGGGAGGCACCUGUCCUCCAGGGAGUUCAGCAGCAUGUCCUUAGGGUCUUACUCCAUCCCCAAGGCCAGCAGCGGGCCUUACUCCUGCACCCAGAUUACAGCGGUGUCUGUCAACAAGAGCCUGCUGACCCCACUCAACAUCGACAUUGACCCCACCAUCCAGGCUAUCCGCACCCAGGAGAAAGACCAAAUCAAGAGUCUCAACAACCGCUUUGCUUCAUUUAUUGACAAGGUCAGAUUCCUGGAGCAGCAAAACAAAAUGCUGGAAACCAAAUGGAAGCUGCUGGAGGGACAGACCGCAGCCUCAUCUAACAUUGAGCCCAUGCUGAAGGCCUACAUUGCAAACCUGCAGAGACAGCUGGACACCAUCACCAAUGACAAGCAGAGACUGGACAUAGAGAACAAUGCCAUGCACAAAAAUGUGGAGGAACACAAGACAAAGUAUGAGGAGGAGAUCAACAAGAGGAAUAUGGCAGAAAACGAGUUUGUGGUGCUCAAAAAGGAUGUGGACGCCGGCUAUCUGUCCAAGGUGGAUCUAGAGGACAAAGUGGCUGGGAUCGCUGAUGAACUCAACUUCCUCAGGUCUCUCUAUGAUAUGGAGCUGCGUGAGCUGCAGGACAGCCUGAAGGAAACCUCUGUGGUGGUGCAGAUGGACAACUCCCGAGGCCUGAACAUGGAUCAGAUUGUGUCUGACGUGAAGGCCCAGUACGAGGACAUCGCUGCACGCAGCCGCGAGGAGGCCGAGAGCUGGUACAAAAACAAGUUUAACCAGAUGUCCGCCCAGGCUGACCAGUACGGUGAUGAGCUGCGUAACACCAAGGCAGAGAUUGCCGAGCUCAACCGCUUGAUCAGCCGUCUGCAGAAUGAAAUCCAAGCUGUGAAGGGGCAGCGUGCCACCCUCGACGGCCAGAUAGCUGAGACAGAGCAUCGUGGGGAGAAGGCUGUCAAGGAUGCCAAGGAGCGCAUCAGGGACCUGGAGCUGGCCUUGCAGAGGGCCAAGCAGGACAUGGCGCUCCAGGUCAGGGAGUACCAGGAGCUGAUGAACGUCAAGCUGGCGCUGGACAUAGAGAUCUCCACCUACAGGAAGCUGCUGGAAGGAGAAGAGGAAAGAAUCGGACAGCAGUCUGUUCUCAACAUCCAAACUGUGGCCAACAAACCCCCCAAGGUUAACAUCUACCAGCAGCAAAGGUCAGCUCCUAUUCUCAUCAAGACAGUGGAGACCCAAGAUAUAACAUACUAAAGCAGAAAAAUGUAUCCAAAUUACACUGCAUGCUGAAAUUUAACCAUAUAUCAACUGUGUGUAUGUUGUCAGCUUACCAAUUAUUCAGAUGUGUCGAUGGCGGUGUGUCUUUGACUGAACAACACAACAAUUUCCAAUUUUUGUUUUUCAAAUAAAGACAGACUUCCAUUCGCCAGUU